GUCGAGUCUUGGUACGGAGAUUGUGAUAAAGCCCAUGAUGUAUAGAUACUCAUCAUGAUAAAGCCAUUAGUUAGAGUCUUUUUUAGUUAAUUAACAAAAUAUUUUGAUUCGGUUGAAGGACAUUGAGUGGUUACUAGCAAUGACGGAUAAUGCACUUUCGGCACAUUAACAAUGCAUCUCAGAAGUUUUUAUGCAUAAAUUUGGUCCUAUUCUGUUUACUUCCAAAUGAAACAGAAACCGUUUUGUACAAGGAUGGGCCUUAUGAAUGCGUUUUUAGGUUUUUUAUUCGUUUGUUUUUCGAAGGGUCGCGUGAGUCUUACGUGCUGCUCGCCAUAACAACGAGGGGACAUUCCCACAGGCAUUCGGAUGGGUAUUGUUUAUCGUUACGGUGCUGUCGUCCUGGAAGCGAGCGGAGCGAAAAAUGUUUGUUAUUUUUUCGCGUUAAACACUAAUUAACGUCGCAAUCGUUGGUGAAGGAAAAUUUCUACGACGGUUCUGAUUGACAGUUUACUUAAGUUAAUAUUUAGUGUAUAAUCCUCGUGAAACUUAGGCGCUGGAUUUCGUGACUUUUCUCACUUUUUCGGUACAUGGUAUCGUCUGGACUACGUCAUCGUAUUGCAGCAGCGAAGGUCCUAUUUAAGUCCCACAAACAAAAGCGUGUUCCAGAAAACUGGAUCAUUGCGUGACUUCGUUUUAAUCCGUGAACCUGAAAAAAGUGGGCUAGAUCACUACAGCAGCACCACCGGUAGUCAUGGAAAGGAUAUCGACCGCGGAACCUAAACGGGUCUCGACGAACCUAGCAUCCAUGUACGGAAGGUAGGUACGGUUAGGAGCCAACACAGAGUCGCACUGGAAGCCCAAAAGAUUUUUGUGUGCACAUGCACGUUGUUCGCAAUUUCGCAAUUAUUUUGGAAUUUGCUGUAAAAUAAUUUCAAAACGAUACAAUGAAGUUUGAUUUUUUACCCUUGUUACGGUACUGAAAAUGACGAGAAUGUUUGUGGACUUGUUCUCCUGUUCUCAAUGGCAGUCGUAUACGUUGUUUUAUGUACUUACAAUCAGCCCAACAUGGCUAGCAAUCAUAAGUGGUAUACAUAUCAGCUUUCCAUUCCGGAAUCGAGUCUAUCGAUUCGAUUUGGCAUUAUUUUACUGCCAGUUUAUUGGCGCCAUUCGUGUGGGAUUGACCUGUUCGGGUUAGAUGACUACCAAGCUUUCAAAGAUAAUACGACGAGCAGGUCAUGAACGAAUGAAGAUAUGCUUCUGUACGGAUUUGGACAAAUCGGUUUUGAUAAGUAACUUCGAAAAACGUGGCUGGGUUCAGGUUUCCGCUGAUGACGAUUGGAAUUUCUACUGGGCUGGAACGGGCACCUGCCGGAAUAUUUUCAGCGUAGACAGUGGCUACCGUAUGCACGACAACCAGCUGAUUAAUCAUUUUCCCAACCAUUAUGAGCUGUCUCGGAAAGAUUUGCUGGUGAAAAAUAUCAAACGAUACCGGAAGGAUCUCGAGAGGGAUGGAAAUCCCCUCGCAGAGAAGACUGAAGUUAACAUUCCAGGAGGGUCCAAGUAUCUGUAUCUGGAUUUUAUACCGGUCACGUUUGUCCUGCCGGCGGACUACAACAUGUUCGUCGAAGAGUAUCGCAAGAAUCCGCAGAGCACGUGGAUUAUGAAACCGUGCGGCAAAUCGCAGGGUGCCGGAAUUUUUCUGAUCAAUAAGCUGUCCAAGUUGAAGCGCUGGUCCCGGGAAGCCAAAACGUCGUUUCAUCCUCAGAUCGGGAAGGAGAGUUAUGUCAUCUCGAGAUACAUAGAGAACCCGCUGUUGAUUGGGGGCAAAAAGUUUGAUCUUCGCUUAUACGUGCUGGUUACGUCGUUCCGACCGCUGAAAGCUUACCUGUUUCGGUUGGGAUUCUGUCGGUUUUGUACGGUGAAGUACGACACCAGCGUGACUGAGCUAGACAACAUGUACGUGCAUUUGACGAAUGUCAGCGUUCAGAAGCAUGGGGGUGAGUAUAACAACCAUCACGGAGGCAAAUGGAGCGUGCAAAACCUGCGCCUGUUUCUGGAAGGCACCCGUGGAAAGGAGGUCACCGAUAAGUUGUUUGGGUCGAUUACCUGGCUGAUUGUGCAUUCCCUGAAAGCCGUUUCCAGUGUGAUGGCUAGCGAUCGCCACUGUUUCGAGUGCUACGGUUAUGAUAUUAUCAUCGAUAAUACGCUCAAACCGUGGCUAGUUGAAGUUAACGCUUCUCCAUCGCUAACGUCCACAACGGCGAACGAUCGCAUCCUGAAGUACAAGCUAAUCGAUAACAUACUGAAUAUCGUGCUGCCACCUGAUGGCAUUCCCGAUGUAAGGUGGAACAAAAUUCCCAGCCCCGAAAUGCUUGGCAACUUCGACCUGCUGAUAGAUGAGGAAAUCGCUGCCCAGGACGAAAGUGUUCCCAGCACUAACGGCAAGGGUAGAUCGAGUAGCAACAGAUGGAAAUGAGAGUAAAUUCGAAAGCGUGCUUUGUUUUUCUUUAAUAUGUCAUAUAUUUUCAGAUUUUUUUUUAUUGUUCAUCAUUGUUUGGUUCGAAACGGCCACUCUCGCGGUGGAACAAUUAGUUUUUGCUAUUUGAUGGGUUUUCUUUUAUACCUUCGCAACUGGUACCAAUGCAAAUGACAAAAAGUUGGAGAACUCGCUGUGGUUUCAAAAUGCGCUAUGCUUCAGUUGGUGGUCUCCAAAUUUUUAUUGAACGCGUUGCUAUCGACGCAAUUUGUCUAUUCAAAAUAAUUUAUUUUACUCUUCCUUGUCUACGACUAUCGUUUGAUUGCUUCAAGCUUUACAUCUGCAAAUAGUUGUUUUACGGGGGUUUAUUCAAUUAAAUAUUCUCUAUAGUUUUUUUUCUUGUAGUUCAAUAAACGCUUUCCAUAUUACUAUAAUUGUGCGAACGUUUUCUUAUUUGUCGUUAUUUGUUCGAAUCUAAGUCUCGAAGAGAUUCUUCGUUUCGGAAUUUCUAUUCCUGGUACAUGCCGCUGAUUGUGAUGGGGCAAAAAUAUUUAUAUAUAUUAAAAAAAUAAAACAAGAA
Wyeomyia smithii (pitcher-plant mosquito) is the source of this 3056-nucleotide messenger RNA. RefSeq names its product polyglutamylase complex subunit TTLL1-like. Gene Ontology annotation, cellular component: cilium. NCBI's taxonomy places the organism in Eukaryota, Metazoa, Arthropoda, Insecta, Diptera, Culicidae. Gene Ontology annotation, biological process: protein polyglutamylation; microtubule cytoskeleton organization. Gene Ontology annotation, molecular function: tubulin binding; tubulin-glutamic acid ligase activity. The record is from RefSeq and is a predicted model, not a curated record. The coding region runs from base 1196 to 2476 and encodes 426 amino acids. The transcript has 6 exons.